Messenger RNA from Pelobates fuscus (common spadefoot toad), 4680 nucleotides. RefSeq names its product GIT ArfGAP 1 (gene GIT1). Gene Ontology annotation, biological process: regulation of G protein-coupled receptor signaling pathway; regulation of ARF protein signal transduction; brain development. The transcript is spliced from 21 exons. Lineage: Eukaryota; Metazoa; Chordata; Amphibia; Anura; Pelobatidae. The coding region runs from base 332 to 2572 and encodes 746 amino acids. The record is from RefSeq and is a predicted model, not a curated record. Gene Ontology annotation, cellular component: synapse; neuron projection; postsynapse. Gene Ontology annotation, molecular function: small GTPase binding; GTPase activator activity.
GAUAGGGCCCCUCCUUGUCAAUGGGCAGGGCUUCAUUCAGUUUCCUGCAGCCGAUACACUCAGCCCUGCUUGAGCUGCUGAGCCUGUGAGAGGAGAAAUCACAUCCCAAGAAAGGAAUACAGGAAUCUCCAUUAUCAUAACCGCAGCAAGGACAGGGGGCUGCGCACGGACAGACAUACACACAGACAGACAGGCGGCUGCGAGGACGUGCAGGCCUCUCCCCUGGCCCCGAGAAGAAGCAUCUCCCUGUCCCUGACUGCAUUCUGUGGGCUUGGAGCAAGCUGCACUCAGCACCCUGGCUCAGAAGGUGAUCCCUUCCUCCCCUCUGAGGAUGUCUCGGAAGGUACAGAGGGGCGAGGUGUGUGCAGACUGCAGUGCCCCAGAUCCUGGAUGGGCCUCCAUAAACCGUGGUGUUCUUAUUUGUGACGAAUGCUGCAGUGUACAUCGAAGCCUGGGAAGACAUAUAUCCAUUGUAAAACAUCUCAGACACAGCAUGUGGCCAUCAUCUCUCCUUCAGAUGGUGCACACCUUAGCCAGCAAUGGUGCAAACUCCAUCUGGGAACACUCACUGCUGGACCCUGCACAGAUUCAGAGUGGUCGACGCAAAGCCAACCCACAGGACAAACUACACCCUACAAAAUCUGAAUUUAUCCGUGCCAAGUAUCAGAUGCUCGCAUUUGUACAUAAGCUACCAUGCCGUGAUGACGAUGGAGUGACUGCCAAAGAUCUUAGUAAGCAACUUCACUCUAGCGUGCGUACUGGAAACCUGGAGACUUGCUUGCGUCUGCUCUCCCUCGGUGCUCAGGCCAAUUUUUUCCACCCGGAGAAAGGCACUACACCCCUGCACGUAGCAGCAAAAGCGGGACAAGUUCUCCAGGCUGAACUGCUAGUAGUAUACGGAGCUGAUCCAGGUGCGCCAGACGUUAAUGGGAGGACGCCAAUUGACUAUGGCAGGCAAGCAGGUCACCACGACCUGGCAGACAGACUAGUGGAGUGUCAGUAUGAGCUGACGGACAGGUUGGCGUUUUACCUCUGUGGGCGCAAGCCAGACCAUAAGAAUGGGCAUUACAUCAUUCCUCAAAUGGCUGACAGAACCCGACCAAGAGGUGUGCCUCAGAGUUUGGACCUGUCUGAGCUUGCUAAAGCUGCAAAGAAGAAGCUCCAGGCGCUCAGUAACAGACUUUUUGAAGAGCUGGCUAUGGAUGUCUACGAUGAGGUUGAUCGGAGAGAGAAUGAUGCAGUCUGGCUGACAACCCAGAAUCACAGCACUUUGGUGACUGAGCGUAGUGCAGUACCUUUCCUACCUGUUAAUCCAGAGUACUCUGCCACAAGGAACCAGGGACGUCAGAAGCUGGCACGAUUCAAUGCACGGGAGUUUGCCACUUUGAUAAUAGAUAUCCUCAGUGAAGCCAAGAGACGGCAGCAGGGCAAGACCUCUGUGAUCUCCACAGACAACCUAGACUAUACUUUGAGGAAUGCCAAUGACUGUGAUGACCAGCAUGACUAUGACAGUGUAGCAUCUGAUGAGGACACGGAUCAAGAAGUGCUUUGGAAUUCCAGGAACAACAGAGCCCGGAGCAUGGACUCCUCAGACUUAUCUGAUGGCCCUAUCACCCUGCAGGAGUACCUGGAGGUAAAGAAAGCCCUUGCAACAUCUGAUGCCAAGGUGCAGCAACUGAUGAAAGUGAAUAGCAAUUUAAGUGAGGAGCUGCGACGACUCCAGAGAGAGAUUCACAAGCUGCAAUCCGAGAACUCACAGAUUCGACAUCAGACAGGCCCUUCUCCACCUCCUCCAGCAAAUCCAGAGCGGACAGAGCACCAGUUGCCUGCAGCUCACCGGAGAGAUCGUCAGGCAUUCUCCAUGUAUGAACCAGGGGCGGCACUUAAACCUUUUGGACAACCCACAGAUGACCUGGGCAACAGACUUCAGCCUUUCCACUCUGGGAUCCGGAAAGGCAUCUCUGCCUCUUCUGUGCCCUUCCCCCCUUUGUCCUCCCCUCUGUUCUCUGGACCCCUGGACACUGCUCGGAACAUGCCUACCAAAGCGGAUCGGCAUGGCAGUGGCACAGACAGUGACUAUGACAACACCCAAAGUACAGACACCGGCACUGGGUUGGAUGGAAGGAAGUAUCUGGACUUAUCAAGAGAUGAGGAUAUCCAUGCAGAGAAUGAAGAUGUGGAGUUGGAGUUGGACCCCACACUACCUAGCACAGAGGAUGUGAUCCUCCGGACAGAACAAGUGACCAAAAACAUUCAGGAACUGCUGAGAGCUGCCCAGGAGUUCAAGCACGACAGUUUUGUUCCUUGCUCUGAGAAGAUUCACUCAGCAGUAACAGAAAUGGCAUCACUCUUCCCCAAAAAGCCAGCACUGGAAACCGUUCGUUCAUCCCUGCGGUUACUAAAUGCAAGUGCGUAUCGACUCCAGAGCGAAUGCCGUAAAACUGUUCCACCAGAGCCAGGAGCCUCAGUGGACUACCAACUCCUCACUCAGCAAGUCAUCCAAUGCGCUUACGAUAUUGCUAAAGCGGCCAAACAGCUGGUUACCAUAACCACUCGAGAAAAAAAGCAGUGACCAACAUAGGAACCAAAAAACAAAAAAAAACUCUUCCACUUUUCAAGAGUCCAAGCCCUGUGCGGUUCCUAUUUUGUACUCUUAUGGAACACCACAGCUAUCUGGGGAAUCUCCAUUUGGGGUACCUCAUGGUCUUGAAUGAAACCAGGAUCUGAAUUUCUACACUCCUGCAUAAAAUGCUAAUGUUCUGUAUGCGAGCAGAAAGUUUAAAGGCACAGUUCUAUUUGGCUAAUGCAUAGCUACGAAAUUCCAUUUUCAGUUCAGUGAUUGCAAAGUUUGUUAACUUAAGCUAUCCACAUACCCCAGAAUAUUAAGAUCUUUAAUAGUUUGUAAUAUCUGGUAGAGAAUGACACUAAUAGUUAACCCUCCAAAAGGACUUUUUUUUUUUUUUAACUUUGCCACAUAUCAAUUUGAAGAAAAAAAAGUCAGAUCAAAAUCUAGAUGGUUGUGUGAACUACACAUUUUUCUGAUGAAGUUAUUCUGUGUUAUUCAUGUAUCUGCUGUAACUCAGCAUUUCAUAAUUAGGACCAAAGAGAACAUACACUAUCAUUAGUUAAUUUUAUUUGAUCACAUUUACUGCUAAAUCUCUGUAAUUCCUGCAAAUUUUAGAGGAGAGCCACCUCUGCCUUUUAACAGAGGUAAAUACUUGAACUUUUCUAGAUUUGGUGACUAUUACUCAAUAUAUAUUCUCCAGAACCACAUGUGUUGCCUGUGUAUUUGAGUAUAUAUGUGCAUAGACACAUCUAUAGCUAUAUUUGCAAGCCCAAAAUGCAUGUACUAAUACUUUGAGUAAGUAGCUGUGCAGGGGGCUGUUCCUUUAAAUCAUGUUCUGCUACCUCCCUCCCUCCAGCUGGGAAUAAGUGAACUCUGAAGUAGAACCUAUUGAUCAUCGAUUGCCAGUCCUGGUUUCUCUUGACAUUGUACAUUGCUGAGAAUUGACGACUAUACAACUCACGGAAGAAAUCUGGAAAGUAUGGCCGGCCGCAUGCAGAGGUGAAGCACCCAUUCUUGAAACCCACAAGGCAGAACAGAGAGCACUUAUUACUUUAUCCACGAGUUACGUUACCCUGUUGCCUGUGAGCCUUGGGAAGCACAAAUCUGGCAUGUUGCAAAACAUCUUUCCUCCAAUAAGCCGGAGCAAUAGCGGUUCUCGGCCCUCUAAACAGCCAGUCUCUGCAGUGCUAUGUCACGUGUGAACAAUGAAUGUGGCCUAUACUAAACUUACACUGGAAUCAAUGUGUAUAUAAAAAAUAUACAUAUCUAAUAUAUAACAAACAUCUCUUUUUUUUUUUUGUGUUGAUGGGGUGGUUUGGGGAUUAACAUAGACUGUUUUAUGUAUUUGGUGUGUAACCACUUUAAGCUCAUUACUCUAAAGAGUAGCACAAAUCGAAGCUCAUAGACUGCAAUAGACUAGGCCUUCCUCUAGUGUCAUUCUUUCUGACACCAUAACUCUGCUGUGUGUUCUCCUUCUGUGCAUGAAUGGCACGUUGGCGUGGUAUUACCAUAAUCUGAUCUGUUCUUUCCACUGAUUUUUGUUUUGUGUUUUUUUUGGUAACUGGCAUUGCUUAAUAGGAGCAGUCAGUUGCUUCUGGGGAGAGUUCUCCCUCCAAUCUUAGUUUUCUAUUCUGCUUUAUAAAACUAGCCCUUUAAUGCCAAUCUGUAGAGAUUGAAACGGUAGCCUCAAUUCAAUAGAGGGAUUGUUUAAUAAAAUGGUUAACCGCUCCUUGUCAGUUUUCUAUCACGCAUGUGGAUACCAGAUGUAAAAUCAGCUAGGGAGAGAAUUUAUAAAGACAGUAAGUAAAGGUAUUUGACAUUGUGCUAUAAAAGCCUAACAUUUUAUUGCCUGCACUAUCACCUCUCCAUCUUUACCUAGGCUUCCUUUAAAUCAGUGUUCUUAUAACUGGUUACCUCUUGCACUACUAGAGUCUUCAUUAAAGCUUUUUUUUUAUUAUUGUUUCUGCUUUUUCUCAGUGAAUUUUUUUUUUUUUUUUUUUUCCUGUUGCUACAGAAUUUUCCAAAUGACUUGAGUGUGAGAGAGCUUGGUGAUAGGUGUUCAUUGUAAAGAUAUGCAUAAUGUACAUUUGUAUCAAAUUAAACAACUAACACUG